Molecule: messenger RNA, 1752 nt
Organism: Gilbertella persicaria
Lineage: Eukaryota; Fungi; Mucoromycota; Mucoromycetes; Mucorales; Choanephoraceae
Product: UNC-like C-terminal-domain-containing protein
Exons: 1
Coding region: 132-1733 (533 amino acids)
Biological process (GO): nuclear envelope organization
Cellular component (GO): nuclear envelope; meiotic nuclear membrane microtubule tethering complex
Molecular function (GO): protein-membrane adaptor activity
Source: RefSeq, a predicted model, not a curated record
UAUUCAUUGUGUAUUCAGGACUUUCAAAAAAUCGCCACCAAGUCAAUGUUGUACCUUCAAGUAAACAUUAUGAUACUGAUGAAGAUGACGAUGAUGAGGACGAAUAUGGUGUUUAUGCUGAAUUGGAAUGGAUGGCACAAAAUCCUGCUGUUGAGAGAAGACAAAGAAUGCUUGCUUCUCAAUACAAUCAAAAUGUACCUGGCACACCAAACAGAACCUUGUUAAGCUCUCCUUCGGGAAGUGGUUAUGAUUUUGAUGACUCACUCAAAAAAUCUGAAUACCACACAAACGAUACGAUUCAAGCACAACAGGAUUGGUGGCGAAUUGUCAUUUCAAAUUUUCUCGAAAGUUUAAUUAAGCCUAUUGUGUUUGUUCUCUUUAUGUUGUUCUGGAUUAUCAAAGAACCUGUUAUUCGAUUCAUUACGUUUCUUACAAUGAUUGUAUCCGCCCUGAUUGUAGAGCCAGCUGUGUAUUUCUCAUCACAUCUUCCAAACUAUCAACAAUGGAUUCCUACGCUAGAAACACGCAACAAAAUUGCACAUAUGUUUGCAGUGACAUUAGUGACAUGUUCAUCCCUUUAUUUGGCUCAACAAACACUGGAUACGCAUACACCCUUUCACUGGAUUGAACAACAGUUGUCUACUUUCAACUUACCUUCUUUUGAACACAAUGAAUAUACAGCAGGAGUUGAUUUGUCCUUGAUUCACAAACGACUGGCUAGUAUGGAUCAAAAAAUAGCUGAACAAUCAAAAGUCGUCCAUCAAUUUGUCGAUCAAUUAGGCCAGCAAGUUGCUGCUGAACAUGCCAAGAUUUGGUCUGCACUCGAAACGCAUCAAUCGCAGAUUGAUACACUCUAUCAAAAACUGGAUCAACAAGUACGGGAUGCUAUUGAAUCUCAAUUGCCUGAGAUGCUUCUUGUACAUACAAACGAACAGGGUAAAUUAGAACUCUCUCCUCAAUUCUAUCUUUAUUUGCAAAAUAUAUCAUUUUGGGAUGUGUUUUUGGAACAAAACAAGGCUGCUAUUUCAAGAUACAUGCAAGGGGAAAUGAAGCACUAUCUUGACCAACAAAGAAAAGAAGGUGCAGUGAUCAGUAAAGAAGCAUUUAUGAAAUUAGUGGCUUCUGAUCUCACUCGUUAUGAUGGUGAUGCACUUACUCUGCAUGAGCUUGUUGAACAGGCCAUUCAUAAAUACCAUCAAGACGUUCUCAAUACACCAGACUUUGCAUUGAAAUCCCGGGGAGCUCAUAUCUUACAUUCAAAGACAAGUUACACCUAUGAUCCUGUACCUGCCUGGAUUCAAAACAUAAGAAGAUCUGUAGGCUUGACUGUGUGGCAUCAUGUUCCAGAAUUGGCUAUUCAGCCUGAUAUUCAUGUUGGACAAUGUUGGUCUAUGGUGGGUCAACAAGGCACGCUUGGUAUUGUUCUUAGUCGAACUAUUCAUAUUCAGAGUAUUACAGUUGAGCACCCUUCUAUGGAUGUCUUGGUGAAUGAAAUCGAUAGUGCACCUCAAGAAAUGGAAUUCUAUGGUAUUCAUCAACAUCCAGAAGAAUACACUUUAUUAGGCAAAGCAUACUAUGAUAUACACAAGAACACAACUAUUCAAACAUUCGACAUGUUAAUGACACAGGAACCAUUUCAUGCUAUCUUGGUCAAAAUCAAGUCAAAUUGGGGAAAUCAUGAUCAUACUGAUAUUUAUCGUAUUCGUGUUCAUGGGACACCCCUUUCCGUGUAAAUAUCACUAGCUGUGUAUA